AUGAACAGGCGGGCGGCCGAGGCCGUGACUUUUCGGCAUUCCUUCCGAACGGACGCCACCCCACAUUCCGAAACCGAACAAGCGACGAAGACGCCGACGCCGACGCCGACGGUGCACGCGAUGCCUUUCACGAUUCGCCCGGCCGGCCAUCGUCGACAUCGCCCGGCCCCGAUUUCCCCCAGAGCCCCGCCGCGCGCCAACAUCGUUGCGCGCUUCCCGAGUGAGAGGACGACGAGGGACGUAAGGCGUGCAAAUACGGCUCAACGGCACGUCUAUACACUUUUACCCACGCACGCGGGACGGGAUGCAAUCGACUGCCACUAUGGCUACUACGGCUACUACGGCUACGACGGCUACGGCUACGGCUACUACUACCACUACAGCUACUACUAA
Molecule: messenger RNA, 393 nt
Organism: Colletotrichum orchidophilum
Lineage: Eukaryota; Fungi; Ascomycota; Sordariomycetes; Glomerellales; Glomerellaceae
Exons: 3
Coding region: 1-393 (130 amino acids)
Source: RefSeq, a predicted model, not a curated record